This is a messenger RNA of Onthophagus taurus, 1590 nucleotides long. It is a transcript of the gene stet, whose product is annotated as stem cell tumor. Gene Ontology annotation, molecular function: serine-type endopeptidase activity. The record is from RefSeq and is a predicted model, not a curated record. Gene Ontology annotation, cellular component: membrane. NCBI's taxonomy places the organism in Eukaryota, Metazoa, Arthropoda, Insecta, Coleoptera, Scarabaeidae.
CCAACAACAGCCCAGACGACGCUCAACGUCAGCGAAAGUCUCAAUCUAAAUAUUUUGGAUGUUGAAUGGUGUGAGUUUGGCGUGGAUUUUUUGUGAUUAUCGGAAAUUGGAGUUGGAGAAAAUGCUGUUUAGAUGACGAAUGCAGGAAACUGUUUUCCUAAAAUUUAUUUUUAUUUUGGAUUAAUAACAUGCUAUCAUAUCAUUCUUGGCAAGUUUCUACCGGAUCAUUAAAAAGAGAAUCGCGCGAUUCAGAAGUUAUUACAACAAUAACAGGAUCAUUUAUUAGUACGGAAGAUUUAGAAGAUUUAGAUGAAAGUGAAAUAAGAAGACAAUUAUUAAGAGAUCAAUGGAGAUUAUUUUUUGAUCAAUUUGAUCCGGAAGGAUUCGGGGAAAUACCCUGGAAGGAAUUUCUCAAAGUCAUUGAAAGACCUGAAUUUCGCCAAAGAGUUGGAUCGGGGAAAAGGGAGAUUUUCCAAGAAAAAGGAAAAAAUGCCACAACUGAUUCCAUAACGUUUCAAGAUUUCGUUAAUGUGAUGACCGGCAAGCGAACGAGAAGCUUUAAAUGUGCAGUACACCACAGGGACAGGGAGGUAUCCUCAGAGAACGAUUUCCACUUGCUGCUAGUCGAACCUACUUUAUUCACCAGAAUGGUUCGAGCUGUCGCGGAGGAGUUUCUCACGGACGAAAGGGACCGGAAAUAUUUCGCGGACCAAUACACUUGUUGGCCACCACCGAUUUUUGUCAUCUUAAUCACUUUAGUGGAGUUGGCAUUUUUUGUUUAUUACACUGUGACAACGGGUGAAAUGAAUUCAUCCGGACCAGUACCCAUCGAUUCAAUAUUUAUUUAUCGGCCAGAUCGAAGAACGGAAGUGUGGAGAUUCGUUUUGUACAUGAUGUUACACGCCGGAUGGUUACAUUUAGGAUUCAAUUUGGUCGUUCAAUUAUUAGUUGGUUUACCCUUAGAAAUGGUUCAUGGAUCUGGAAGAGUUUUCGUAAUUUACAUGGCUGGCGUAUUAGCUGGUUCUUUAGGCACUUCCGUUUUUGACACCAAAGUUUGCCUUGUUGGAGCAUCCGGCGGAGUUUACGCCCUUUUAGCAGCUCAUUUAGCAAACGUAUUAUUAAAUUAUGUUAAUAUGCAAUGCGGAAUUUUAAGGCUAUUAGGAAUAUUUGCUAUUGCUUCCUGUGAUGUUGGUUACGCAAUUUUCUCUCGAUACAACGUUGAGACUUUAGGUCCGCCAGUCUCAUACGUUGCUCAUUUAACUGGAGCUUUAGCUGGUUUAACUAUAGGAUUAUUAGUUCUUAAAAAUUUCGAGCAAAAACUUCACGAACAACUUCUCUGGUGGGUUGCUUUAGGUGUAUAUGCGGCUUGUACAAUAUUCGCCGUUUUAUUUAACGUUAUGAACCCAUCGGUUGAUAUCAAAACGAUAGAUAAUGUUGAUGACGGCGUUAAAAGUCAAUAUGUUUAUAACAGGCUUUUUGGAGUGUGAACUAAAACAAUUUUCUUUUUCAUGUAAAUUCUUCAUGUAAAUAAUAAUUUAUUAUUCAGCGAAAGCCAAAGACUGAAAACAACCCGAAAAAUGUCGCCUUUUU